GCAGUGGUCAGUCAGAGUACUUUUAUUUGGGAAUUGUCGUACCGGAUGUAGUUCGUGUUAGUGCUGCUUGACGUGCAGCAGUGGUCCAGUCAGCCAGUCAUCACGACGUUAGUCUGCAUGGAGGCCGACACUUCCGCUUGAUUCCCCUGCUUGGCGGCCUUUGGGAGGGUGCGUGUGGGGGAAGAUUGUGUCAUUUGGCCUGCUUGGCGGCCGUGUGGGGACUCUUGUGCGGCCAUUGCAGCCGCUGGUGUGCUAUGGUGCUGACACAGCAAGCUAAGCUAGCGGGGAGGAUUGUCAACAAGUCACGUGCUUUGUUCAUUUCCAACAAAGGAGUUGUGAUGUCUAACCAGGGAGUGCGCAGGAAUGGCCCAGUCAAGCUGCGGCUGACAGUCCUUUGUGCAAAGAACCUGGCAAAGAAAGACUUCUUCCGGUUACCUGAUCCCUUUGCCAAAGUUGUGGUGGACGGUUCUGGACAGUGCCACUCUACAGAUACUGUGAGAAAUACAUUGGACCCAAAGUGGAAUCAACAUUAUGAUCUAUACAUUGGAAAGGCUGAUUCCAUCACCAUUAGUGUUUGGAACCACAAGAAGAUUCACAAAAAGCAGGGAGCGGGUUUUCUGGGUUGUGUGCGCCUCCUGUCCAAUGCCAUCAACCGCCUCAAAGACACGGGGUAUCAGAGACUGGACCUCAAUAAGCUGGGCCCCAAUGACAACGAUACAGUCAGAGGGCAGAUAGUCGUAAGUCUUCAGUCCAGGGACCGCAUCGGUACCGGAGGACCAGUGGUGGACUGCAGUCGUUUGUUUGACAACGACCUGCCCGACGGAUGGGAAGAGAGACGGACAGCCUCCGGAAGAAUACAAUACCUAAACCACAUCACACGCACCACACAAUGGGAGAGACCCACCAGGCCAGCAUCAGAGUAUUCCAGCCCAUCUGGUCGGCCGCUGAGUUGUGUGGUGGAUGAGAACACACCCGUGGUGACGCCCAUCAAUGGGGCGGAGGCCUGCGGUCCCACGGGCGAACAGCGGCUCCAGGAGAGACGGGUGCGCUCGCAGCGCCAUCGCAACUACAUGAGUCGAACACACCUGCACACGCCUCCAGACCUCCCCGAGGGUUAUGAGCAAAGAACCACCCAGCAGGGCCAGGUGUACUUCCUGCACACUCAGACAGGAGUCAGCACUUGGCAUGAUCCUCGAGUCCCCAGGGACUUGAGCAAUGUGAACUGUGAGGAGCUUGGCCCUUUACCGCCCGGCUGGGAGAUUAGAAACACUGCGACUGGUCGUGUUUACUUUGUGGACCACAACAAUCGAACAACCCAAUUCACCGACCCCAGACUGUCUGCCAACCUGCAUCUGGUUCUCAACACCAGUCCAAAUGGAUCCCGUGAGGUCACAGACGUCCAAAACACUAACAACAGCCAUCCGACUCCAAUGAAGGGCCCAGGAGGUCCCGGGGCCCCCCCACAGCCACAGCCUGUGUCCCCGGCCCACUUGCCAGAGGAGGCAGAGUGCCUGACAGUGCCCAGGUACAAGAGAGACCUGGUCCACAAGCUGAAGAUUCUACGCCAGGAACUGUCCCAGCAACAACCUCAGGCUGGACACUGUCGCAUAGAAGUGUGUCGCGAGGAGAUCUUUGAGGAGUCGUACCGGCAGGUGAUGAAGAUGCGACCCAAGGAUUUGUGGAAGCGACUUAUGAUCAAAUUCCGAGGAGAGGAGGGUCUAGACUACGGUGGUGUGGCAAGGGAAUGGUUGUACUUGUUGUCCCACGAGAUGCUGAACCCUUACUACGGCUUGUUCCAGUACUCCAGAGAUGACAUCUACACUUUACAGAUCAACCCUGACUCUGCCGUCAACCCGGAGCACCUGUCCUAUUUCCACUUUGUGGGGCGCAUCAUGGGCAUAGCCGUGUUCCACGGACACUACAUCGACGGAGGCUUCACCCUGCCUUUUUAUAAGCAACUGUUGGGGAAGUCCAUCACACUGGACGACAUGGAGUCUGUGGACCCUGACCUCCACAACAGCCUUGUUUGGAUCCUGGACAAUGACAUCACCGGCGUCCUGGAUCACACCUUCUGUGUGGAGCACAACGCCUACGGAGAAAUCAUCCAACACGAGCUCAAACCCAACGGGAAGAGUCUUUCUGUGUCGGAGGACACCAAGAAGGAGUAUGUCAGGUUGUACGUGAACUGGCGUUUCCUUCAUGGCAUCGAGGCACAGUUUUUGGCGCUGCAGAAAGGUUUCAACGAGGUCAUCCCACAGCACCUGCUCAAGUCCUUUGACGAGAAGGAGCUGGAGCUGAUGGUGUGUGGCCUGGGCAAGAUAGACGUGUGUGACUGGAAGUCCAACACGCGACUGAAGCACUGCACGGCCGACAGCAGCGUGGUGAAGUGGUUCUGGAAGGCGGUGGAGUCCUUCGACGAGGAGAGGAGAGCACGCCUGCUGCAGUUUGUCACUGGAUCCUCCAGAGUUCCUCUGCAGGGCUUCAAGGCACUGCAAGGUGCUGCUGGGCCGAGGCUCUUCACUAUCCAUCAGAUUGAUGCCAACGCCAACAACUUGCCCAAAGCACACACCUGCUUCAACCGCAUCGACAUUCCUCCCUACGAGAGUUACGACAAACUCUACGACAAGCUGCUGACUGCCAUCGAGGAGACGUGUGGCUUCGCUGUGGAAUGACACGCCUCUUUGUGUGUGUGUGUGUGUGUGUGUGUGUGUGUGUGUGUGUGUGUGUGUGUGUGUGUGCGUGCGUGCGUGCGUGCGUGCGUGCGUGCGUGCGUGCGUGCGUGCGUGCGUGCGUGCGUGCGUGCGUGCGUGCGUGUGUGUGUGUGUUGCGAGACCGUACGAAGGACACCACGACUGAGCAGCCAUGAGGUCUUCCUCUUUUUGUUUGUUGUUCUUCCUGCUUUCACUUUCACUUUCUUGACUCUUUCUUUGUCUUCUUGUAGCAUCUUUUCAUCAACAACACCCCUCUGUCUCUCUCUCUCUCUCUCUCUCUCUCUCUCUCUCUCUCUCUCUCUCUCUUUCUCUCUCUCUCUCUCUCUCUCUCUCUCUC
Molecule: messenger RNA, 3048 nt
Organism: Nerophis lumbriciformis (worm pipefish)
Lineage: Eukaryota; Metazoa; Chordata; Actinopteri; Syngnathiformes; Syngnathidae
Source: RefSeq, a predicted model, not a curated record